Messenger RNA from Leucoraja erinaceus (little skate), 3099 nucleotides. RefSeq names its product coiled-coil domain-containing protein 190. The record is from RefSeq and is a predicted model, not a curated record. NCBI's taxonomy places the organism in Eukaryota, Metazoa, Chordata, Chondrichthyes, Rajiformes, Rajidae. The transcript is spliced from 4 exons. Bases 363 to 1316 code for a protein of 317 amino acids.
CCCCCCAUCUCCACCGCGCCCAACACCAUCUCCGCUACCAUCCCCACCUCCACCUUCUACACCAUCUUCUCCACCUCCAUUUCCACCACCAAACCUCAACCCCCAUCUCCACUCCAAUCCAUCUCCCUGAUCUCUGGAGUCAAUUCUUGGCCCUUGUAACCCACCCCUCGCUCCAGUCCUACUCCCGCCCACUUCAACCCCCUCGAGAGAGUGCUACCCUCCCGAUAUUAGUUGGGCCUUUUUCCUCCUUGGGUGAACGGAGCUGAGACCAAACCCUCUCCUUGCCACCCUCCAGCUAAAGAUCCUUCUCCAACCACCUACCGAUGAUUGAAGAGCGUGGCUUCUGACCUCGGAGCAAGAAAAUGCAACGUCUUAAGUCGCACCUUCUGGAGGGAGAGUUAACAAGGCGGCUGGAGGCAGAGCGACGAGAAUCCAAGCGCGCCGAGACCAGACUGCGGAAUGGGCUGCAUGACUUGGAGGAGGCAAGGUUCUCUUGUAUCAACCGAAUGAUGAAGGAACAGAGGCGCAUCCAGAGGGACCUGCUCAGGAUUAAGAAUGGCUACUCCAAGAAGAAGGCAGCAAACAAUUAUCGAAGGCUAUGCCCAGACCCCAACAAUCCAUCCAGAGAAACGCUCGGGUCCAACAACAAACUUUUACCCAUCAGACUAACGGCAAAAGAUGGGAGUCUCAUCUUGGCAUCGGAAGGAAUCAGGGGGAAGAAGGAGUCGGUGAAAAUGAGCAGGGUGGUGGUGCCGGCCAGUGUCUCCCGUGCUCUACAGAGCCGGAUCAAUGACUUCCUCGGUGGGUUCGGCAGCCGGCAGGAGAAGGUGGAGGAGCCGGCGGGAGCAGGGGCGGAGGUGGAAGAGGUGCAAGCCCAGCCAAAAGCAGACACAGCACCAACCGGCAACGCCAACACGGCCGGCUCCCUGGUCAAGAUCUCCCCCGGGAGGGGGAACCAAGCGGCAUUGGAAUCGGGGAACGGUGGGUCGGGCCACGGCGAUGCUGCCUGUUGCCAUCCCAACCCAAGCCAAGCCAAGACCAGGCCACCCAACGGCAGCCUGCAGCCCCUCCCCACCCUGGAGAACGCCCCCGACGAGGGUGACUUCUACGCACCGGACGGGCUGCCCAGAACCGUGCACACCAUGCCCAGCUUCCAGGAGGCCUUUGCUCAGGCGAGGAAAGCUCGCUACAUCAGGCACCGCACCAAGACCGAGGAGGAGAAGGAACUGUCCAUCAGUGAGAUCUUCGGAAGGUGCCCUGGACCCAGGCAGGACGGAGGGGCUGUCAAGGACAAGAACUCCACGGGAACAAAUUGAGACUAAAAAAAAAAGAAAAAUUCCAGGAUCUCACUGAACGAAAAAAAUUAAAGUAACUACUUCCUGGAAGUGUCAACUCGACCUUGGGUAAUAUUUUAUUUUACAGCCGCGGGACAGGCCCCUCGGCCCAUCGAGUCCAUGCCGACCAGCGAUCACCCCUUCACACUCGUUCUAUUCUGUACACUAGUUCCAUCCCACAUACUAGUUCUAUCUUGCACACUAGGGGCAGUUUACAGAGGGCCAGUUAACCUACAAAUCUGCAUGUCGUUGGAGACCGGUGCACCCAGAGGAAACCCACACAGGGAGAACAUGCAAACUCCGUACAGACAGCACCUGUGGUCAGGAUUGAACCCGGGUCUCUGGCGCUGUGAGGCAGCAACUCUACCGCUGUGCCACCGCGCUGCCCCAAUUUGCUCCACGUGAGCUGGGUUCUACUUCCAGCGGUUGUGCCAGAGAAAUGCCCCUCUACAUCCGUCUGCUAUUGACCCCACCAGAGUCUGCCAGGUUAGACCAAAGCCAUUCACCUUGUGGCAGGCACACUUCAUGCUGACCCCUUAUCUAUUCCACCGAAUGGAAAAGAGACCCAUUGCUGACUUCUCAACUGGGGCAGAUCUCAAAUGGGGCACCUUGGUCAGCAUGGGCAGAUUGGGCCGUAGGGCCUGUUUCCGUGCUGCAUUACUCUCUGGCUCUAGAACUCCAGAAUCCAUCAAUCCGACUGUGACUAAAUCAGAAACAUGACAAAAGAUACAACUAAAGGUAGACACAAAAAGCUGGAAUAACUCGGACUGAAGAAGGGUCUCGACCUGAAACUUCUCUCCAGAGAUGCUGCCUGUCCUGCUGAGUUACUCCAGCUUUUUGUGUCUAUCUUCGGUUUAAACGAACUUCCUACACAUUUCGAAAGAUACAACUAGUUUAGUUUAGUUUAAUUUUGUUUAUUGUUACGUGUACCAAGGUACAGUGAAAAGAUCCAGUCAGCAGAAAGACUGUACAUGAUUACAAUCCAGCUGUCCGCAGUGUACAGUUACAGGCAAAAGGGAAUGACGUUUAAUGCAACACAAAGUCCAGUGAAGUCUGAGUAAAGGGUCUCCAAUCAGGUAGAUAGUAGCUCAGGACCACUCACUAGUUGUUGAUAGGAUGGUUCAGUCAUCCCUUCUACACUAGACCCACGUGCCUGAGUUUGGUCCAUAUCCCUCCAAACCUUUCCAAUCCAUGUACCUGUCGAAUUGUCUUUUAAACAUUGCGAUAGUCCCUACUUCAACUACCUCCACUGGCAGCUUGUUCCAUAGACCCACCACCCUUUGUGUGAAAAAGUUGCCCCUCAGGUUCUCUAUAAGAUCACCCCCUCAUCGCUCCAAGGAAUAGAGUUCCAGCCUGCUCAGCCUCUCCCUAUAUCUCAGACCCUCUAGUCCUGGCAACAUCCUUGUAAAUCUUUUCUGUACACUUUUCUUUAACAUGGUGCCCAGAACUGAACACAAUACUCUAAAUGUGACCUUACCUACAUCUUCCAUAACUGCAACAUGAUCUCCCAACUUCAGUCUGAAGAAGGGUCUCGACCUAGAAUGUCGCCCAUUCCUUCUCUCCAGAGAUGCUACCUGACCCGUUCAGUUACUCUAGUAUUUUGAGCGAAUGUGUUCAGUGAAACGAUCGCCCAGUCUACGUUUGGUCUCGCCGAUGUAUAAGAGUCCACAACCUCUGCCUAACCUGAAAGGACUGUCGGGGUCCCUGGACAGAGUAGAGGGAGGAGGUAUAGCGACAGGUGUUGCAUCUUCUGAGGAUGCAGGAG